Messenger RNA from Chionomys nivalis (European snow vole), 2977 nucleotides. It is a transcript of the gene Tap2, whose product is annotated as transporter 2, ATP binding cassette subfamily B member. The transcript is spliced from 12 exons. Lineage: Eukaryota; Metazoa; Chordata; Mammalia; Rodentia; Cricetidae. Gene Ontology annotation, molecular function: MHC protein binding; ABC-type oligopeptide transporter activity; ATP hydrolysis activity. Gene Ontology annotation, biological process: peptide transport; transmembrane transport; antigen processing and presentation of endogenous peptide antigen via MHC class I. The record is from RefSeq and is a predicted model, not a curated record. Gene Ontology annotation, cellular component: endoplasmic reticulum membrane; TAP complex. The coding region runs from base 313 to 2424 and encodes 703 amino acids.
AAAUAGUUCGGAGCUCAAGGGAGUAACCGGGGAAAUGCAGGCUCUUUCCCUUACGAAGCAGCUCAGAGCCUCUGAGAGUUUUGGUAGUAGCUGCCGACGAGGGUGAGCCUCCUUGGGGACCUGGGCGUUCACCCCGCCCGCAGAUAGCAGGUGCCACCUGCUGGCCGCUGUGCGCAGCGUUGAUCGAAGUGAAAGCGAAAGCGGCGGAACCAGCGCCCUCAUUAAGAGAGCCGCCGGCGCGCCCAGGGGAUCCAGUUUGGGAAGAAGCACAUUUCAGAAGACCUCCUGAGCUGCUGUUCCGCAGAGCUCAUCAUGGCGCUGGCCCACCUGACGCCCUGGGCCUCGCUGCUGCUGGUGGACAUGGCUUUACUCGCGUUGCUUCGAGGGUCUCUGGGAAAUCUGCUUCCCCAGGGACUUCCAGGACUGUGGCUGGAGAGCACCCUGCGCCUUGGAGGACUGUGGGGGCUGCUAACAGCGGGAGGGCUGCUCGAACUUGUUGGCACCUUUCUUCCCUUGCUCUGCCUGGCCACCCCACUUUUUUUCUCUCUGAGAGCCCUGGUGGGAGGCACCAUGAGUGCCCCAGCAGUCAGAGUGGCUUUUGCCUCCUGGGGCUGGCUGCUGACUGGCUAUGGGGCUGCCGCGCUGGGGUGGGCUGUGUGGGCUGUGCUGAGCCCUCCGGCAGCCCAGGAGAAGGAACCAGGCCAGGAGAACAACAAAGCCCUGAUGUGGCGGCUGCUGAAGCUCUCCAGGCCGGACCUGCCUUUCCUCAUAGCUGCCUUGUUUUUCCUCGUGGUGGCUGUGUUGGGGGAGACCUUAAUUCCUCACUAUUCUGGUCGUGUGAUUGACAUCCUGGGAGGCGAUUUUGACCCGAAUACUUUUGCCAGCGCCAUCUUUUUCAUGUGCCUGUUCUCUGCUGGGAGCUCCCUGUCUGCAGGCUGCCGAGGAGGCUUCUUCCUCUUCACCAUGUCCAGGAUCAACCUGCGGAUACGAGAGCUGCUUUUCUCGUCCUUGCUGCGCCAAGACCUUGGUUUUUUCCAGGAGACCAAAACAGGGGAGCUGAACUCACGCUUGAGCUCAGACACCUCCCUGAUGAGCCGUUGGCUCCCCCUGAAUGCCAACAUCCUGCUGCGGAGCCUGGUGAAGGUGUUGGGGCUCUACUUCUUCAUGCUCCGGGUGUCGCCCAGACUCACCUUCCUCUCGCUGCUGGACCUGCCCCUCACAAUAGCAGCCGAGAAGGUGUACAACCCCCGCCACCAGGCUGUGUUAACGGAGAUCCAGGAUGCGGUGGCAAAGGCUGGGCAGGUGGUGCGCGAGGCGGUAGGAGGGCUGCAGACGGUGCGCAGCUUUGGGGCCGAGGAGCAGGAGGUCAGCCGCUAUAAGGAGGCCCUGGAGCGAUGCCGACAGUUGUGGUGGCGCCGAGACCUGGAAAGAGCCGUGUAUUUAGUCAUCCGGAGGGUGAUGGCCUUGGGCAUGCAGGUGCUGAUUCUGAACUGCGGGGUGCAGCAGAUCCUGGCUGGUGAGGUCACCAGGGGAGGCCUGCUCUCCUUCCUGCUGUACCAGGAGGAAGUGGGACACUAUGUCCGGAGCCUGGUGUACAUGUAUGGGGAUAUGCUGAGCAACGUGGGUGCCGCUGAGAAGGUUUUCUGCUACAUAGACCGAAAGCCAAAUCUGCCCCAGCCUGGGACCCUGGCCCCUGCCAGUCUGGACGGCCGCGUGGAAUUCCAAGACGUCUCCUUUUCGUACCCCAGUCGCCCCGAGAAGCCUGUACUCAAGGGCCUGACGUUCACACUGCACCCUGGAAAGGUGACAGCGUUGGUGGGGCCCAACGGGUCCGGGAAGAGCACCGUGGCUGCCCUGCUGCAGAAUCUGUACCAGCCCACGGGGGGCCAGGUGCUGCUGGACGGCCAGCCCCUGGUCCAGUAUGAUCACCACUACCUGCACCGCCAGGUGGUUCUGGUGGGACAGGAACCCGUGCUCUUCUCCGGGUCUGUGAAGGACAACAUUGCCUACGGCUUGAAGGACUGUGAGGACGCUCAAGUGAUGGCAGCUGCUCGGGCAGCCUGUGCAGACGACUUCAUAGGGGAAAUGGCUGACGGGAUACACACAGAAAUAGGGGAGAAAGGGGGCCAGUUAGCUGUGGGACAGAAACAACGUCUGGCCAUCGCCCGGGCCCUUGUGCGGAACCCACGGGUCCUCAUCCUGGAUGAGGCUACCAGUGCCCUGGACGCCCAGUGUGAGCAGGCUCUGCAGGCCUGGAGGUCGCAGGGGGACAGGACGGUGCUGGUGAUUGCCCACAGGCUGCACACGGUUCAGAACGCCGACCAGGUCCUGGUGCUCAAGCAGGGGCAGCUGCUGGAGCAAGACCAGCUCAAGGAAGACCAGGAUGCCUAUGCUCACCUGGUACAGCAGCGACAGCAGGAGUGAGUGCUUCUCAGCUGUGGCCAGAAACGGACCCUCGGGGACCGUGCUGGAGGCUGGACCUUGUGUGUUUUGAUGAGCUCGAGUGGGUGGGAGUUGGGUGGAGUGAGUGCUUCGUGGCUCUAGAAACAUUAUUUUGCUGAAUAUAAUAAAUAAGUAUAAAACACUUUUCCUUAAUAUGUGUUAUGGUUAAUAUUGAUUGACAUUUUAGCAGCACCUAGCAUCAUGGACAAACAUCUGGGCAUGUCUAUGAGGGAGUUCUAGAUUGGGUUAGCUGAGCUUGGAAUAACUGCGGGGGAGCCAUCCCAUGGGCUGGGGCGUGGCCCAGACUACACAGAAGGGGGCAGUGAGCUGAGCACCAGCAUCAUCUCUCUGCUUCCUGCAGCGGAGGCCAUGUGACCAGACACCUCCAUUCCUGCCUUCCCUGACAUGACAGAUUGUACCCUGAAGUGUGAGCCAAGUAAACCCUUCCUUAAGCUGCUUUUGUCAAGUGUUUGCUGCACCAAUAAGAAAAGCAGCUAAUAGUGUGUGUGCAUAUGAAUAGUGUGUGUAUAUGAAU